CACACUAUCCUUUCCUUCUUUUCUUACAAGUUUCCGCGAGGGAUACCUGUGAGCAGCUUUCACUCCUACAUACCACAAUGGCGGCGGUUACCAAGAAGAUUAAGCGCGAUCCCGCGAAGAACCCGAUGAGGGAUCUGCACAUCCGCAAACUCUGCCUGAACAUCUGCGUGGGCGAGUCCGGUGACAGGCUGACCCGUGCCGCCAAGGUGCUGGAGCAGCUGACUGGUCAGCAGCCAGUGUUCUCCAAGGCCCGCUACACGGUCCGUUCGUUCGGUAUUCGCCGUAACGAGAAGAUCGCUGUCCACUGCACGGUGCGCGGCGCCAAGGCUGAGGAGAUUCUGGAGCGUGGCCUGAAGGUGCGCGAGUACGAGCUGCGUCGGGAGAACUUCUCCUCCACCGGCAACUUCGGUUUCGGCAUCCAGGAACACAUCGAUCUGGGCAUCAAGUACGAUCCCUCCAUCGGUAUCUAUGGUCUGGACUUCUACGUCGUCCUCGGCCGCCCUGGCUACAAUGUGAACCACAGGAAGCGCAAGUCCGGCACUGUCGGCUUCCAGCACCGCCUCACCAAGGAGGAUGCCAUGAAGUGGUUCCAGCAGAAAUACGAUGGUAUCAUCUUGAACACCAAGAAGUAGAGGAGCUCUAUCAGUAACCAUGUUUUUUAAGAAGAAUUCUACAAUAAACCUUGGCUUGUGUCAACACGUAAAACCCGUAGUUCUGAUCAACAUUAUUUAUCGACAAUAGUUUCAACUAAGUGGAUCGUGAUUGAAGUUAUUUGGCAAGAAAUCAUUGCUAGGAUUUCAUAUCCGGUUUUAGGUUCUAUGGAGACCAACGUCUUGUUAAUGGAUACAACUGCAGCAUAUUGUAGUGUCUGGACGAAAACAUUUGGAUAUCAGCUAGAGGCAUUCAAGAUUUUAAAGUUUACUGUUCAAUUGAUCAAUUUUAAAGCAAUUUCUUGUACUAUUAUAGAAAUCAAUUGUAAAUAUCAAAAUGCCAAAAUGAAAAAACUUUUGUAACAAA
Molecule: messenger RNA, 1017 nt
Organism: Drosophila melanogaster (fruit fly)
Lineage: Eukaryota; Metazoa; Arthropoda; Insecta; Diptera; Drosophilidae
Gene: RpL11
Product: ribosomal protein L11
Exons: 5
Coding region: 78-632 (184 amino acids)
Biological process (GO): translation
Cellular component (GO): ribosome; cytoplasm; nucleus
Molecular function (GO): structural constituent of ribosome
Source: RefSeq, marked reviewed